GAUACUCUCCGUUCUUACACAGCUGGUGCCUGCAAGUGUAUGAGAAUUUGAGAACUGUGGUCUGGAUUUUAGAGCUUAGAUCGAUCUCUCUCCUCGCGCGUAUUGCUUCUGCGGAUACAUAGACUGGAACAAAAAGAUCUUAAAGUUAACAUUUUUCUUUUUGUUUUCGAGUUUUGAAGUUUCAGAUUCAAUAGAUGAAGAUUUUGCAGUUUGGUCUUUUAAUUGCUUUGGCGUCUGGUAUCUCGGCAAUCCUCAUCUAUGUUACUGGCGUGUCCAAUCUGAAUUCGGUCCACAAGCUAUCGCGUGACGAUGUGGAAGCAUUGGAAUCUCUACUGAGCACUUUCCAGAAGUGCGUGAGUGCAAAUGGAUUAGGUUUACAAGCAGUUACUGGUAGUGAUUAUUGCCAAGUCACAAUAAACUUUCCUAGUGAUACUGUCCCUAAAUGGAGAGAUCCUAAAACUGGAGAACUUGAAGGAUUAUCAUUUGAAUUUAAUCUUUGUGAAGCUGUGGCUACAUGGGAGCAGGUUCGCAAUAGCAGUACCAUACUUACACGGGAGUUCAUUGAUGCUUUACCAAAUGGAUGGGAGGACUAUGCCUGGCGUAGGAUUAAUAAGGGAAUACUUCUUAACCGCUGUCAGAACAAAACUUUAUGCAUGGAGAAACUCUCAUUGGUACUUCCAGAAACACCACCAUAUUUUCCGAGGCAGUUUGAUCGGUGUGCUGUAAUUGGUAAUUCAGGAGAUCUUUUAAAGACAAGAUUUGGGAAGGAAAUAGAUGGUUAUGAUGUUGUUAUCAGAGAAAAUGGUGCCCCCAUACAGAACUAUACAGAGUAUGUGGGCAAGAAAAGUACAUUUCGUCUUCUUAACAGAGGAUCUGCCAAAGCACUUGAUAAAGUUGUGGAGUUAGAUGAAACUGGGAAGGAGGCCUUGAUAAUCAAAACAACUAUACAUGACAUCAUGAGCAAGAUGAUCCGGGAACUUCCAAUAUACAAUCCGGUGUAUCUCAUGUUAGGUGCAUCCUUCGGCUCAGCAGCUAAGGGAACUGGCCUCAAGGCCCUUGAAUUUGCUCUCUCCAUGUGUGAGUCGGUUGAUAUGUAUGGUUUCACUGUGGAUCCAGGAUACAAGGAAUGGACCAGAUAUUUCUCAGAAUCUCGACAAGGUCACACUCCUCUGCAUGGAAGGGCUUACUACCAGAUGAUGGAGUGUUUGGGUCUUAUUAAAAUCCACUCUCCAAUGCGUGAUGAUCCAAAACGUGUUGUGCAAUGGCUGCCAAGCAGGAGCACAAUUAGAGCUGCUAGAAUUGCAUCAGAGAAAUUGUUGAGGAGGGUUGGAGCAGGAUCUGAGGAACCACUGGCUGCAUGUUCAAUUAGAAAAAAACAAGUUAGAAGAAAGUCUUCUGCUAUUUCCAGCCUUAGAAAAGCGGCUGUUGAUCAUCAAAAAUAUGUUAAAGGCGCAACAAUGUAUCCUUUGGAGCACGGUCCUGGACAUGGUAUGCUUUGCACAUUGCCAACAGACUGACACUGGAUUUUCUGGCAUAGAGCCGAAGCCAGAGCCAGCUAACUGAACUACGCUAAGUUAUAGAUUAAUGCAUGAUUGAUGAUGACUGAUUUAUGAGGGAAGUUGCUGCUGAGUAUUUUGAAAGCAGAGGCUAUGGACACCAUUUCCGCUUGUAUACUUUUCCUGCUCUGUCUGUUUCAAAAAGAAUUAGAUUUUUUUUUUUUUACCAUAUAUUUAAAGUCAAAUGUUAGUAUAGAAAUCAUUUCCUUUUUCUUUUACCAGAUUUCAAGUGUAGUUUAAUCAUUCUUUUGGUAACAUGUAACGAAUUCACUCUGAGAUUAUUGUUUAUUUACCUUUGCAUUUCUUU
This is a messenger RNA of Jatropha curcas, 1863 nucleotides long. Its product is annotated as Glycosyltransferase family 29 (sialyltransferase) family protein. Gene Ontology annotation, molecular function: sialyltransferase activity. The record is from RefSeq and is a predicted model, not a curated record. NCBI's taxonomy places the organism in Eukaryota, Viridiplantae, Streptophyta, Magnoliopsida, Malpighiales, Euphorbiaceae.